AUGACUGCCUCGGAUGUUGACACUGCUUUGAUCCACCCACUGACGUGUUUCUUUGCCUUGGAAGACAUCCCCGUUGAUACGGAGUAUCUUGUACACUCUCCCCGCUUUGCCAAUGUCGGUCCUUCCAAUGAAUACCCCACCUGUGCCACUGCCAUGGCGCAAUCGAGACGCAGUGCGACGAAUUAG
Molecule: messenger RNA, 186 nt
Organism: Penicillium mononematosum
Lineage: Eukaryota; Fungi; Ascomycota; Eurotiomycetes; Eurotiales; Aspergillaceae
Exons: 2
Coding region: 1-186 (61 amino acids)
Source: RefSeq, a predicted model, not a curated record